AUGAGUGUGUAUUCUUUAAGUCCAAGAAGCUAAGUUGAAUUGAAACUGUUCUAAUAGCUAUCUCCUCACUUUAAUGAUCCCUCCUUACAAAAUUUAACUAUAGAUCACUAACAAUGCUAAGAUAACUUUAAACCAUUUCAGAAGUUACCUGUUCUUUAGAAGCAAGAGCAGAUAAAAAAUUAAUGCAAUGAGAAAAUAACUUAUGAUAAUCCAAUCGAAGACUAGAAUGAACUUCCUAAAUCAUAAGUAUGUUCAUAAAAAGUGUCAAAAAAUAUCUUCUAACUCAUAAAGAUAAAUAAUCUGGUAAAAAGAUUUAAAAACAUUUUGUUUUCGCGAAGCUACAUAUUAUCUUAGAGUUAAAAAGAAUAAAUAAAAGGUAAUCUCAUAUUGCAGGAAAAAUAUAUUUAAGACAAAAAAAAUAUUUCAAAGAAUCUCAUCUCAUUUGUUAUCGGUCCGACUAAUAGAUUCAUCAUUUUAUGGGAUAUAAUCAUGUUUUUUGUGAUUUUAAGCUUAAUUAUAUUAAUACCAUUUUUUUGGAGUUUCGAUCAAUCCUAUCCUAUACUAAAAAUAGAAGAAAUGUCAUUGUUCAUGAUAUUUUUUUUGAUUGACAUAAUACUCAAACUUAACAUAGCAAUUAUAAAAAAAGGAAAUAUCAUUAAAACCAGAAUAUACAUAUUGAAAAAAUAUUUGAAAACCUCCUUUAUUUUAGAUAUUACUUACCUAUUUUUAGUUUAUUAUACUAUGAAAAUAGAAAGCACGCUAAUAUUUAUAUCUUUUUGUGCCUUAAGCUUGAUCAAACUUUAAAAAGUAAUUGGUAAAAUAGUCAAAUUAUUAAAUUUAUCAGAAAUUCAAAGAGAAAUCAUUAGUUUAAUCAACCUUGUAAUUACAAUUAAUCUUAUUGCUCAUUUUAUGGCCUGCAUUUGGCAUUACAUAGGAAUGACAACCAUGGAAUAUGAGAAAAAUAGUUGGAUUCUUGAUAAAAAUUUACAAGAUGAUACAAAAUAAAUUAGAUACAUUUUCUCUUACUAUUGGGCUAUUGUCACAAUGAUUACUGUUGGAUAUGGAGACAUAACACCUUAAAAUCAUGUGGAGGCUUUUAGUUGUAUAUUUCUUAUGCUUUUAUCAUGCGCAGUCUUUACAUUCUCUCUCAAUUAGGUUGGAACUAUUGUGCAAAACAUUAACAAACAAAAGAGACAAUUUUAAGAAAUGAUGAGGAUUUUGACUUGCUAUAUGUAAUAGCACUCAGUUCCAGAUCAGCUAUAAAGUAGAGCAAGAAGUUACUUAGAAUAUCGAUGCAUCAAAAGAAAUUAGCAAUCAAAAUAUCAUUUGUAAAGUAUACUUGAAUAACUCUCAUCAUUUUUAUAGUAAGAAUUGAUGCUUAAUGUUUUUAAAAACUUACUUCAAGAUUGCAAAAUCGUCUUGCAUAACUUUAGUGAAGAUACAAUAAAGAAAAUGUCAAAUUCUCUUUAAACUGUAUAUUACUGUCCUGAUGAAUAUAUCUAUCAUCAAAAUUAGAUGGACGAUAAUUAUUUAUAUUUUUUGGAUUAUGGCAAGGUUGAGAUCUAUGAAUAGAACUCCUAAUAGAAAGUAACAGAACUUUAAAAAGGAAAAUACUUUGGAGAAGAAUCAUUUUUUACAUAAUAACCUCGUAAAUUUUCAGUUAUUAGUCGAAGCUUUACAAAAGUUUUUAGGAUCUCUUAAACUACCUUUCUAAACUAACUUAGUAAGGAAGAGAAUGAAGUGUAUCAUUAAAUCCGACAUUUGUUCUAAUUUAAUGCUUAUAUUAUUGGUCAAAAAUGCCUAAUAUGUUCUUAGUCUGGUCAUUAAAUAGACACUUGUAAAUUGCUUAAUUAUAAACCUGAUAUUGAAAAGUUGAUUCUAAAGGAUAAUCUAAAAAUAUAGGGUAGACAAAAAAAGAAAAGAUGUGGUAAAAGGUCUUGUAAAGCACUUCAAAUUCAUAAUUAAUUGAAAUUAGUGCAAAAAGCAAUAGAACAAAGUUAAGGAUAGGAUGAUAUCCAAUUUGAUGAAGAUGAAAAUAUGUCCUUAAAUCCUUAAGAUCUGGAAUUGAAUACAAAUAAUGGCUCUCCUGCUUCUAAAAGAAAAGAGAGUUACCCUAAAUAAAGUGAACCUUCUCUUAAAGCAGAUAUCAAAAUUUCUCAUGAUUCAAACAAAAGAAUUUAAUUUUAAAAAUCAGAUGGAAUUAAUAAGAGCAAAUAAUUUCAGACUUCCUAAUAAUUAAGAUAAUUUAGUGACACUGAAAUAAAGUUAUUUGGUGGAGCUACUGAAAAUAGAACAUAAGUAGGUCAAAAUUCUAUAUCUUGUAAUUUCUAAAUUAUAGGAUUUGAAAAAGCUAUGGAAUUCAAAAAGUUUUUCCCUUAAUUUUAAUCUGCAUGUGUUGAUUUCUGA
Molecule: messenger RNA, 2406 nt
Organism: Paramecium tetraurelia
Lineage: Eukaryota; Ciliophora; Oligohymenophorea; Peniculida; Parameciidae
Exons: 6
Biological process (GO): monoatomic ion transport; transmembrane transport
Cellular component (GO): membrane
Molecular function (GO): monoatomic ion channel activity
Source: RefSeq, a predicted model, not a curated record